Molecule: messenger RNA, 1200 nt
Organism: Cinclus cinclus
Lineage: Eukaryota; Metazoa; Chordata; Aves; Passeriformes; Cinclidae
Gene: CDK5
Product: cyclin dependent kinase 5
Exons: 11
Coding region: 49-1020 (323 amino acids)
Biological process (GO): synaptic vesicle transport; neuron apoptotic process; axonogenesis
Cellular component (GO): nucleus; cytoplasm
Molecular function (GO): cyclin-dependent protein serine/threonine kinase activity; ATP binding
Source: RefSeq, a predicted model, not a curated record
UACCGGGGCCGGGCCGGGCCGGGCCGGGCCGGAACCGAUCGCGGCGCGAUGCAGAAAUACGAGAAGCUGGAGAAAAUCGGCGAAGGCACCUACGGGACCGUGUUCAAGGCCAAGAACCGGGAGACGCACGAGAUCGUGGCGCUGAAGCGGGUGCGGCUGGACGACGAUGAUGAGGGGGUGCCCAGCUCGGCGCUGCGGGAGAUCUGCCUGCUCAAGGAGCUCAAGCACAAGAACAUUGUCAGGCUCCACGACGUUCUGCACAGCGACAAGAAGCUGACCCUGGUCUUUGAGUUUUGUGACCAGGACCUGAAGAAAUACUUCGACAGCUGCAACGGGGAUCUGGACCCCGAGAUUGUCAAGUCCUUCAUGUACCAGCUGCUGAAGGGCCUCGCAUUCUGCCACAGCCGCAAUGUCCUGCACCGGGACCUGAAACCCCAGAACCUGCUCAUCAACAGGAAUGGGGAGCUCAAGCUGGCAGAUUUUGGGCUGGCUCGGGCCUUCGGCAUCCCUGUGCGCUGCUACUCAGCCGAGGUGGUCACUCUGUGGUACCGGCCCCCUGAUGUUCUCUUCGGUGCCAAGCUCUACUCCACCUCCAUUGACAUGUGGUCAGCUGGGUGCAUCUUUGCGGAACUGGCCAAUGCGGGGCGGCCCCUCUUCCCGGGCAACGACGUGGAUGACCAGCUGAAGAGGAUCUUCCGGCUGCUGGGGACCCCUACGGAGGAGCAGUGGCCAGCCAUGGCCAAGCUGCCGGACUACAAGCCCUACCCCAUGUACCCAGCUACAACCUCCCUGGUCAACGUGGUGCCCAAGCUGAAUGCGACUGGCCGGGACCUGCUGCAGGUGAGACCCCACCUCUGUCCCCCUGCCUGUGCCCCCCCUUUCCCUGUGCCCCCCUGCCUCCACUGCCCCUGCUCGUGUCUCAUCGCUGUGUUCCCCACGCUUCACCUCACGGGGGCUCUGUCUCCUGGGAGUGGGUGGCCUCCCCCCUCACAGCCCCCUGCCCAGCUGGGGGGACUGUAGGAUGGGGAGGGUCUGUGCUCUCCCCCCUCAGCCCCCCGUGCUCCCCAGAAUCUGCUCAAGUGCAAUCCGGUGCAGCGGAUCUCAGCGGAGGAGGCCCUGCAGCACCCCUACUUCACCGACUUCUGCCCCCCCUAGGGUCCCCUGAUUCCCCAGGCCCCCCUGAGGAGGGACAGCAGCCCC